AGUUUAAGAGCUUCAUGAACAGAAUCUAGAAAGUUGAGUGUCAAUGGCGUCUCGGUCACUAUUGCUCUCUCUCAGACGGAGCAGCGGCGUAAGCAGUGUUAGCGUUGGUGUUGGUGUUGGUUUUGGAAGAUUUCUGUCGUCGGGAGGAGCAGGUGCUGUGAAUACUGAGUUUGUCCAAGAUUCUGAGGGAAGUGACGACCUCAAGAGCAGAGUGUUGAGGCUCAGGCAGCCCAAGCGAAGCGCCACCAACGUCCUUCAGAGAUGGGUCUCCGAAGGCAACCAAAUUUCCAUCUCGGACCUCCGCCAGAUCUCUAAAGACCUCAGCAAGUCUCACCGUUACAAGCACGCCCUCGAGAUAUCCGAGUGGAUGGUCAGCCAUAAUGAAUUUGAGUUAUCGGAUUCUGACUAUGCAGUCCGCAUUGUCUUGAUGACCAAAAUUUUUGGCAUCGAUGCAGCAGAGCGCUACUUUGAAGGUCUACCUCUUACUGCAAAAACAAAUGAGACAUAUACUGCUCUCCUCCACUCUUAUGCUGGGGCAAAAUUGACGGAAAGGGCUGAGAACCUCUAUGAGAGAAUAAAAGGAUCUAACCUGUCCCUGAGUGCCCUUACAUACAAUGAGAUGAUGACUAUGUACAUGUCAGUGGGGCAAGUUGAGAAGGUCUCUUUAGUUGUGGAAGAUCUGAAACAGCACAAGGUUGAACCGGAUAUCUUCACAUACAAUCUUUGGAUUAGUUCAUGUGCUGCAACUCUAAAGAUUGAUCAGCUUCGACAGAUUUUAGUUGAAAUGAGACAUGAUCCUGGUUUUGGUGAAGGCUGGGAGAGAUAUAUUAACCUCACAAAUAUAUAUGUUAGUGUUGGGCAUCUUGUGAAUGCAGAGUCCGACACUCUAGUAGUUGAAGCUGAGAAACGAAUCACACAAAGAGAAUGGAUUACGUAUGACUUUCUCAUUAUUCUGCAUGCUAGUUUAGGAAAUAAGGAAAGGAUUGAUCAGAUAUGGAAAUCCUUGAUAAUGACUGGACAAAAGAUGACAAGUAGCAACUAUAUUUGCAUUCUUUCUUCAUAUCUAAUGCUUGGGCAAUUAAAAGAAGUCGGAGAAGUUAUUGAUCGGUGGAAGCAAUCAACUACUACAGAUUUUUCUGUUACUGCCUGCAGUAGGGUUUUGCACGCUUUCACAGACAUUGGGUUGACUGAAAAGGCCCACAACUUCAAGGUGAUUCUGAUUCAGAAGAAUUGUGAUACUUCAAAUUCGUUAGAGUAGAACUGAAAAUCAGUUUUGGUGGAGGUAAUGGAACAUAUAUGUGACAAUUUUAUGAUGUCUGGAUUGUUUUGAAGAGGGAAUAAUUAAGAAUUCUUACAGGCGUUCCAUAUAUCAAAUGACUGAAUAAUAUGCCAGCAUUCAGUGGGUUAAUAUUUCUGCUGUGUUGUUUCGAUGUUUAAGUCUCAAGUACUGUCUUAUGGAAAAUUAAAGUCUGUUUAUCCUUCCCGUCAUUAGUUCCAUUGCAAGUGCAGUGUACUUCGAGCUCGUCAUACAUCAUUGCAAGUCAGGUAAGAUCGAUCUGUUAACUAUUAUCCAUAUGAUGAUUUUAAUACUCAUAUAUACCUUAGAGAUGGAAGCAUUCUGUUAUAGAUUCUGGCAAUUACCUGGACCACGAAGUUACAUAUGCCCGAUGUUUAUAGAACAUGUAAUAACAGCGGUUGAAAAUUGUUUUUCAUAGUAGUUACGAGUGAAUUGAUUGGAAAAGUUAUCCUACAAAAGGAAGUUAGUAGCACUUGAAGCAUUCUAGAGUCAUGUUUCGUCAACUUCAUGAUACUACGAUUGUUGAAAUUCUGUUCCCCCGUUUGUAUUUUUACUUUUUAAUUCAUUCCAUGAUGGCAUAGGAAGUAGAAGACUUUGCAUCUAAUACUUUUGGAACUUACGAAAAUAGUUUUUGGUACGCAUCAACAUAUAAUUUGUAGGUAACUCAAGGAUAAAAAAUGAUGAAUGUGCUGUAAGUAACUUGUCGUGCUUAAGAUUUUGUACUCGUUACUUCUUAUAACUACUUCUCUUACUUCAGCCUUGUAAACUACUCUUUACUUCUUUGAGUUAGUAUCUGACUUAUGCGUUGGAGGAUGUAUAUACCAUAUCUGGUGUUACUUUGUUUACUUAUGCAUGACCCGUCACUACAAGAAAAGCACCCUUUAACAUCGCGAGAUGGGUGUUGUCGAAACAUGUAGUAGGAAAUAGUUUUCAACAACACGAGCAAGAUGUCGUUACAAAAGUGACAACAUGGAGUCGAAGUAAAAAGAGACUGCAUGCUGUGUAUGUUGUAAAACUGAGAAAAUUUGAAGCAUGUGUGAUCGCAUCGUUUGUAAGUUGUAACCAUAUUCGUUUGGCAGCUGAUGUUUACUUUGACAACAUCUUUUGUAUGUCACUCUACACCCGGGAACUCAAUACUCGUUCAACUUUGGUGAGAUUUAUGUCUAUUCUGUCAGAGGUGUUAAGUUGCCUCACA
This is a messenger RNA of Pyrus x bretschneideri (Chinese white pear), 2492 nucleotides long. RefSeq names its product pentatricopeptide repeat-containing protein At5g09450, mitochondrial-like. Bases 44 to 1258 code for a protein of 404 amino acids. Gene Ontology annotation, molecular function: protein binding. The transcript is spliced from 2 exons. Gene Ontology annotation, cellular component: mitochondrion. The record is from RefSeq and is a predicted model, not a curated record. NCBI's taxonomy places the organism in Eukaryota, Viridiplantae, Streptophyta, Magnoliopsida, Rosales, Rosaceae.